Eriocheir sinensis (Chinese mitten crab) is the source of this 2100-nucleotide messenger RNA. Its product is annotated as zinc finger protein OZF-like. Gene Ontology annotation, cellular component: nucleus. Lineage: Eukaryota; Metazoa; Arthropoda; Malacostraca; Decapoda; Varunidae. The coding region runs from base 1 to 999 and encodes 332 amino acids. The transcript has 3 exons. The record is from RefSeq and is a predicted model, not a curated record.
AUGAGUGCCAAGAGUGUGGGAAAAGACUCCCUGGGAAGGGUGACCUCACCAAGUACACCCACACACUCUGGAGGAAGACCUCAUGAAUGCCGUGAGUGUGGCAAAACGUUCAGCAGGAAGAGUCACCUCAACACACACACCCUUACACACACUGGUGAAAGACCUCAUGAAUGCCGUGAGUGUGGCAAAAAGUUCAGCAGGAAGAGUGACUUCAAGAAACACACCCUUACACACACUGGUGAAAUACCUCAUGAAUGCCAUGAGUGUGGCAAAAAGUUCAGCAGGAAGAGUGACCUGAAGAAACACACCCUUACACACACUGGUGAAAGACCUCAUGAAUGCUGUGAGUGUGGCAAAAAGUUCACUCAGAAGAGUGUCCUCAACAGACACACCCUUACACACACUGGUGAAAGACCUCAUGAAUGCUGUGAGUGUGGCAAAAAGUUUAGUCACAAGAGGGACCUCAGCAGACACACCCUUACACACACUGGUGAAAGACCUCAUGAAUGCUUAGAGUGUGGCAAAAAGUUUAGUCAGAAGAGGGACCUCAGCAGACACACCCUUACACACACUGGUGCAAAACCUCAUGAAUGCCAAGAGUGUGGCAAAAAGUUCACUCAGAAGAUUAACCUUGAGACACACACCCUUACACACACUGGUGAAAGACCUCAUGAAUGCCAAGAGUGUGGCAAAAAGUUCUAUCAGAAGAGUGUCCUCAACCAACACACCCUUACACACACUGGUGAAAGACCUCAUGAAUGCCAAGAGUGUGGCAAAAAGUUCUAUCAGAAAAGUGUCCUCAACCAACACACCCUUACACACACUGGUGAAAGACCUCAUGAAUGCCAAGAGUGUGGCAAGAUGUUUCGUUCUACGUCUUAUCUCAAUGAGCACAUGUACAGACACUCUGGCCUGAGAGAGUUCAAGUGUGAUGUUUGUGGGAAGCAUUUCAAAAUGAAGCGGGAUAUUGCCCUCCACAUGAAGAUCCACUUCCCCUGAGGUGCUGUGUGUGGUGGUGGAAGGCAGCGGUUGGCAGCCACGUCCUGGUUCUGCUGACAGGUCAUCUUCCUUGAUACAUCAGCAUAAGCUUCCAAUGGUCUGAUCUUUUUCCACCUUGAUCCCUGCGGUGGUCAGCGUGCUUAGCUGGGAAUCCAUGAGCCAGGGUUCAAAUCCCGGCCUGGGCAGUCAGCACCCACCUGGCCCAACCUUUCAUCCUUCCAUUUGAGCUGUCUGUGAAUGGCUACCUGGGGAAACCCUGGCAAAGUAAACUGUGGUAACCUGGACUUCCCACGGGCCCUGUUACUUUGUUUCUACCCAGCCCAGGCUCCAGGGUGGAGGUGUGGGCACUUCCGGAGGUCCUCCUGGGUGUGCUGUCUCCUGGGCUGAGGAGGACACUUCCCGGGAGUCUGGGAUGACCUGCAGGGAAGACAAGACGUGAGGAAGAACCACAGCAGUGAAGGAUCCUGAAGGUGCAUCUCUAAGGGGAGGAAUUGAACCCAAGCCUUCAGGGUGACACUGGGCAGCACACUAACUGGACCAUCGAUGGGCUGUAAGGGCACCACACACCUCGCAGAAGUGUGGCAUGCAUUUAGGAUCAUUGAUGUGGCUGUGGGGGAUGUCAACAUACUGUGGGGUGACAUUCUGUGGGUCCUGUGUGCUGUGGUGAGGUGAAGUCAGUCUCUCUCUCUCUCUCUCUCUCUCUCUCUCUCUCUCUCUCUCUCUCUCUGAUUGAUUGCUUCCCCCACCCCACAGGCUGUCCCUUCCUCAGCUCCUCCCUCUGAGGUCAGUUCCAACUUGACCAGUCAGGCGCCGCUUCCACCAGCUUUCUGUGAACCGCGUCUGGAGUUAAUGACUGCUUCCGACAUGUUAGUUUCCUUUGUUAUUAGUAGUGUGACAAAUAGCCCAGGAAGAAAGUAAUUGAAAGUGAAGUUUGUGGAUUAUAACAAUGGGCCAAAAAGUGUUUUCGUUUAUGUGGUGGGUGGUUGCAUGUCCCUUUGUGUGGGUUCCGCGCCUCUCCAAAAUACAUCACUCAUAUGUCAGCUGUUUACUAUUUGAAACUGUGUAUAAAAUAUUCUGUACAUAAUAAAUAAGGUCACGUAG